Neoarthrinium moseri is the source of this 1302-nucleotide messenger RNA. RefSeq lists its product as uncharacterized. The coding region runs from base 1 to 1302 and encodes 433 amino acids. The transcript has a single exon. Gene Ontology annotation, molecular function: hydrolase activity, hydrolyzing O-glycosyl compounds. The record is from RefSeq and is a predicted model, not a curated record. Lineage: Eukaryota; Fungi; Ascomycota; Sordariomycetes; Amphisphaeriales; Apiosporaceae.
AUGGCGGGAUCAAUGAUACAAAGCGUCUUUCUCUCCUUGCUCGCACUGAGCAGUAGCUUCUCAAGCUUCGCUCUAGCAGCACCCUCGCAGCCGACAGAGCGACAAGCAAGCUGGCCAUAUGGUCCGUUUGUGACCAAAGGCCGAGAUAUCAAGGACACGCGGGGACAGAAUGUCGUGUACGCUGGUGCAAACUGGCCGGGCGCUGGCGACACAAUGCUUCCGGAAGGGCUGCAAUACCAAUCGGUCAAAAGCAUUGUGUCGAAGCUCAAGAGUCUAGGCAUGAAUUCCAUUCGUCUCACGUAUGCAAUCGAGAUGAUCGACCAGAUCUAUGGCAAUGGCGGCAAAGACAUUACGAUCAACACGGCGUUCACCAAGGCGCUGGGUUCGACCAACGGAAGCGCAGUGCUGAAGAAGGUGCUUGCCAACAACCCUUCGUUCACAGCCAACACGACCCGUCUGCAGGUCUUUGACGCGAUUGCCGCCGAGUGUGCCGCGCAGCAGAUUUACGUUCACUUGGACAACCACAUGUCGAAGGGCGCAUGGUGUUGCAACACCGAGGACGGAAACUCGUGGUUUGGCGACACGUACUUCUCCGUGGCGAACUGGACCCGAGGUCUCGGCUAUAUGGCAGAGCACGGCAAGUCGUGGCCGAGUCUCGUGUCCAUGUCGCUCCGCAACGAGCUCCGAAACCCAGAGAACGAUGCGACCCUGUCGAAGAACUCGUACAACUGGCAAGACUGGUACAAGUAUAUCAAGCAGGGCACCGCAGCCAUCAACUCCAAGAACAAGGGCCUGCUCAUCUUCCUUUCGGGGCUGGACUUCGAUACCUACUUGACCCCCGUUGUCCAGGGCACGGUAUUGACCCCCGGCUCCGGGAGGUAUAACCCGGCCGACUUUGCCGGAUACACAGAUAAGCUCGUGCUUGAGCUCCACAACUACGCCAACGACGCGUCGGACUGCACCGGACUGCAGAACAGUCUGUACAACAAUGGGUUCCAGGCGCUGCACGCCGAGGACACGAAGGCGGUCAAUGUCUUCCCCGUGGUGUUGACCGAGUUUGGGUUCCAGCAGGACGCGAGCACCUGGAAGGGCGUGUACGCGACGUGCAUCGCCAGCUACCUGUCGGCGCAGAAGGCGGGCUGGAUGAUCUGGGUCGUCUCUGGCAGCUACUACAUCAGGUCGGGGACGCAGGACUACGAGGAGACUUGGGGUCUGCUGAGCCACGACUGGUCGACAUGGAGGAGCCCGCAGUAUGUCGAUGGCGGUCUGAAGCCAUUGAUUAAGAACACCGUCUCACCGUAG